CAAAUAUACAAUUUUAAAAAUGGAAAUACUACAUCAAACAGUAAAAGGAAAAUGUAUAAAUUUACAUCAAGCACGUCUCUAUAAAACCCAUUGUAUCAACACCAUCAACCUCACACCCAUCAAAGAAGACUCCAAAGAAAUCCAGCAAAGAAAAGACAAUGGCUCCUCCCACAACCCUCGCUGUCCCAACAACGUUUGACGACCUCGAAGGAGAUUUCUGUAACAAGGAAGUUUUUGUCAGGCUGAUUCAUUGCUGGGAAGCCCGAAACUUCAAAAAGGCGAACAUACUCAUGGGAGUUGAGUUGCUCCUCAUAGACUCAAAGUCAACAACCAUUCAGGGGUUUAUCUCCACACACUUCCUUCCCCGCUUCAAAGAGGACCUGAAACCCAACACAAUUUACAAGCUCAACGGGUUCAGCAUCAGACUUUCCAAAUCAGUUUACAGAGUCUCACCACAUAAGCACGGGAUCAGCUUCAACAACAAGACAACCUUCACUCCUGUUCAUGAAGUGGACUACCAGAUUGAUUCUCAGCACUUUCGUAUACGAGAUCUCCAAGCGUUCACCGACAUUGUCGAUAAACACACAGAUCUUCUCGAUAUCAUUGGCUUUUUGCGAGUCAUCAAUGGGGACAACUUAGACACUCAGACACCCAUGGCUACUGCCCCAGCACCUGCUGGUGAAAGAUCAAAGGAUAUGGUCUUCUUGCAUGUGCAACUUGAAGACGGCGAGACAGCUCGUGUUUAUCUGUGGGACAAAAUUGCUGCUGUUUUCCGAAGUAGAUGGAAUGAUAGCAAGACAAAACCGUCAGUAAUCUUGCUCACCACUCUCAAUUCAAAAACACUUGGAGGUGUUGUUACCCUAAGCUCCACAGCCUCCACACGCCUCUUCUUUGACUCGGACAUCAUUGAUACAGAAAAAUUAUUAUCAAGGUUUGAAGCUGAUGGAAAAAUCCCACCAACUGUCAACAGCUCUUCCGCUGCAGUUACUAAAGUGGAGACAGUGACAUUGAAAGAAAUUCACAAAUUCUUAGAAAAUGAGUCACCACAGGUCGCUAACUUCAUUUGCACUGCAACAAUAACGGAUGUCAUGGAAGAAUAUGGUUGGUACUUCAUCUCCUGCACCGCCUGCAAGUCUCAACUUGAAAGGUCAGAAACAACUUUCAUUUGCCCUAACUUCAAGUGCAAGAAACCAAACACUGUCGGGCUCAUCAGGCUCAACUCUUUUAUAAACAUGUGCAUAUGUCAGAGACUCAGAGUCCUAGAACAAAGCCGCGGAUGUCGAUGAUUUUUGUCCGAAUGUCUUCUCUUUGUGAAACGCUCACGGUCCAGCUUCUCAUCCUCAUUGAUGCUUCUGAGAAACGUCUGCAGUUAUGGCAUUCAUUCAGUCUUGAGUUGCUAUGUCUCUUUAGUUCAUGUUCAAUGCAUCGAUCUCAUCGUCUUUUAUAAGAUACAAUCUUUCUAGACUCCCUCUUGCUACCGUCAAGUCUCCUCUUCGAGAUGCCAGGUUUGUACGCUUCAUGGAGAUUUUCUUUUGAUCUUCUCUAGAGAUUUAUAGUCAGUGGAUCGAGAACUACGAGUUUAUCUUUUGGGCACUCAUAUCCUAUGGGAAGAUGUAUUUUCCGCAGAUAUCUCUAUUGAAAAGAGCCUCACGUCAAUAGAACAUCUAUGACAUUCUCGCGGAUCAUUGAAUCCUGUCACAACCUCCCUCUUGCUUGCAGAUUUUGACCUCACUGCAACUCUUCAUCAUAAAAAAAGAUUACCGCAAGCAUGAAGUCCGAUAUCUAAUCGUGCAACAACAAUUGAAGAAUAAGUUUCAUUUACUACAAGAAACAGUCCUUAGGUGAUUUGGCAAGGAAGAGUCUAAGACUCACGGUUCAGAGAUGGAGAGCUAAGAAACAGAGGAUGCACCAUUGACACCAGAAGAUAAUCAUUCACUUCUUUUAGCUUCAGGUUUCUCCCGGUUUACUCCACCGGAGCUUUUACUCUCGAUGUUAUGUAGCUUCUUGACGCGAAGAUGAUGGUGAUUCAGUCAUCAGUAAACGUACACCGGCUUAACAAGUAAUGGAACUAGCCAACACGAACACUCAUUUACGAGGUCAGAUUUAAAUCCAAAAUCUAAUAAGUUUGAUAAUCCUUAUUUGAUUUCUCACUUACUAGCUUAGGCUUAGCGUGGAUAUUUUUCCAAUAUAUAUUGUUGGGAAAGUAAGGGGCAUUAGGACUACUUACAAUGAAGCGACUAAAAGUACACAACGUAACGUAUGAUGAUCACCCUUAGCAUAGAAAGGCACUCAAAUAUAUGCCCAAGUGUUUUUGACGGAAUGGCUAAGCUCCUUGAUGAAAACCUGCUGCUUACCGGUGAUGUACUUGAGAUCACUCCUGUGAAAAAUGGUGACUGUGUGGGAAAUGAUGAUGUUGAAGGUGGAGAAAGUGAGGCCACAGCUUCAAGUCACACCUCUGUUGAAGGAAGGGAGACAAGCGAGGAGGCAACUGUGAAGGAAAAUGGGUAGUCCGGCAAGUAGGUACAGUGUGAGUAACAUCCAAAGCACAAGGGGAGAUCAAGUUACAGGACAGGAGUGCGUUUAAGUUGCAUUAGUUUCUAAAUUACAUCUCCAACCGUAUGAAAUCUGAGUACUUCCAAGCUUAUAGCUAUUUUGUUUUGCUUUUUUUUUUUUUUUCAAAAUGUUAACCUCCACAGUCCUUUUGGACUAAGCAAAUAUUAAGAUCCUGAUCCUCAACCCUUUUCCAAUUA
Molecule: messenger RNA, 2750 nt
Organism: Brassica rapa (field mustard)
Lineage: Eukaryota; Viridiplantae; Streptophyta; Magnoliopsida; Brassicales; Brassicaceae
Source: RefSeq, a predicted model, not a curated record